AUGGUAAAGGGCAUGCGCAUAGACGUUGUGUGUGACAUUGACAAGAUCCCCAAGGCUCGCCUAGGCCUUAAAUGUCUCUUUUGCCGCGAAGUCCGCGGCGCCUGCUUCCAGUGUAACUUUGGCAAAUGCACGCGCGCUUAUCAUGCAACCUGUGCUCUUUUGGCAGGUGUUCAAGUUGAGCAUGGUGCGAUUGCUGUGAUUGCCGAUGAUGGUACUCAAUACUCCAUUCCGAGUGUGGAUUUGAAAUGCAAAUUCCAUCGCCAAAAGCGGCCGAAUGGAGUCUUGGGUGAAUCGUCCGAUGUGGAUCGUCGGGUAAUCGAAUCGGCUCGUCGUCUAGUGCAAGGAAAUUUGAUCCAAUUUCAGGCCGACAAGGAGAUUAAUGGCGCCAUUGUUCUUGAAAAUCGACCCUCUGAGCGAAGUCUUUUGCUCAAAGUACUCCCAAGAGGAGAUGUGAUUGAAAUGCCCUAUCGUUGGAUGCUCGUUGUUCGCAAGAGUAAUUUCACACCUCUCGCACUGGGAAUUCAACCCCUCCCAGCCCACCUAGCACGAAAACCCGAACAACGCAAAGAGUUAGAAUCAGCGGUACCGGCGGCAGGCAGUGCAUUUGGCGAUGCACGAUCUCCCUAUCAGUGGGCCGAAUUCGAAACGGUGGAUGCAACUAGAAACCAAUUCGCCCCACUUCGUACGGUCAACCUCCAGGGUGAACAGAUGUGGUAUUAUUUGGGCAUGCAGUCCACCGAAAGUAGGGCACAGUAUACACACAACCCUAGCGUGUCCAUCCACAACCCUCGGGCCAAUUUCCUCGAUAGCGUCAAGUCGCUUGGCAUGGAUGUCAGCGCUCGUGCAUCGAAGAUCUCACCCCACCACUUUCAUUAUGCUGCCACCGCCCCUGCCCCUCUUUACCAGCGAAACUUGAACCCAAACCAGCAAAAUAUUUACUCUUCGAAUGUCAACACCCCUCACCUACAAUCCCGACCGCCCUCUUCUGCCUUGCAGAACCUCGCCCCUCCCCCUCCUUUUAUCCCUGUUGCCGGUGCUGCUGCUGGUGCUCCUGCGAUGCCGUCGGCCUUUCGAACUCUACCCAACCAGUCUGCCCGUCAUGCCCCCUAUCCUUCGGUCGUCAAGUCGCACGCUCAGCAGCAGCAUCACCUCCCAUCCACCAACACUUUUGCCAAUGUCAGAGAACUUAUUGCUCGCCGCCGCCUAGCACAGAUUACCGACCACGCCAAUGUUUUUGCCGGAUACACUAUCGUCAGCCCCGAAUUGGUGGUCGAGACUCUGUUGGGUCCCAUGGGCUCAAUACCACCGGCCAAUGGUCUUGAGAAGCUGGAACUGGCCAUGGCCCAGCAACGGGUUCAGCCACGGGCUGCGGAUGGGACUCUGCUGCCGCCUCAGACUCUAAACAUGCGAUCGGAGGAGGUCACUCGGCUUCUUCAGAUGCUGCGGUUCUCCCUGGUCAGCCACCGCGAGCGACUCGAUGUCAUUCAGAAGAAGGAAUCGGAGGGUCUCAAGCAGGAGACUGUCGAUCGGGGUAGCGUGGCUGCUGCUAAGAUGCCUGGAAAGUAUGCCUACCUUGAUCAACAGCGGUCGCUGUCACCGAAUGUUUAUCGGUCCCCUUACAACAUGCCGUCGGGUCUCUCCGAAUAUGCCAAGGCUACCUACGGAUUGGUUCCUGCGGCAGAUGACCCGCCCAAACCAUCACUGGCGAACGACUAUUUCAACAAUCUACCACCAGAGCAUCAGGAGAAGAUCUUGAAGGCAUGUGGUAGCUUCGUGCAGCGUGCAAUCGAGCGGUCGGCGAGUCACAGCCGGCAAAGUUCAUCAUCAAAUCUCCGGCUGUCGGCGGCUCUAGCCCAGCAAACGGAAAAUCCGACAAUUGACAUAACCCCCGUGGAGGACCCUCCCCUUCUCUCGGGUCUAGAUAUGCCGCUCCACGCAGAUUCUCCAUGCUCCAGUUUCGGUCGGUCGCAUCUACGAUUCCAGUCGCCAAAUGAGUUCCCCAUCCAUGGUCCAGAUCCCCAUCCAGACCACCACGAUUUGUUCGGAGAUCAGCAAUUGAAUACUCGCUUCUGGCAGAAUGGGCCAUGGGUCGGCGGGGAUGGCAACACUCCAAAUGACGAGAACCGGCCGUUCUUCGGACCACAUAUCUUCGGACCGCACGAACGACUCAAACAUGACUAUGCAUCCUCCGACAUCUCCCUGGGCAAAGGGCCUGGAUCCUUGCACUCUGUCGAUAUGGCAGGCUUUGGCCCAGACUUGAAUGAUGACCUUGGUCUAAGUCCAUAA
Messenger RNA from Penicillium crustosum, 2286 nucleotides. RefSeq names its product putative jumonji family transcription factor. Gene Ontology annotation, biological process: regulation of transcription by RNA polymerase II. The record is from RefSeq and is a predicted model, not a curated record. Lineage: Eukaryota; Fungi; Ascomycota; Eurotiomycetes; Eurotiales; Aspergillaceae. The coding region runs from base 1 to 2286 and encodes 761 amino acids. The transcript has 3 exons.